AUGAUCCGGGCCUUCUCGUUCCCGGUGAGCCCCGAGCGGGGCCGGCUCAGGGGCUGGCUGGAGGGCAGCCUGGCCGGGCUCUGCGAGUUGCAUUGGCUCCGAGAGAGACAGGAGUACCGCGUGCAGCAGGCGCUGCGGCUGGCCCAGCCCGGAAUGGGGGGCGCCGAGGCCGAGGACGAGGAGGACGCCGACGAGGACGAAGAUGCUGCGGCCGCGCGCCGGGCCGCAGCGGCCCUGGAGGAGCAGCUGGAGGCCCUGCCUGGGCUCAUCUGGGACUUGGGCCAGCAGCUGGGAGACCUGAGCCUGGAGUCUGGGGGCCUGGAACAGGAGAGCGGGCGCAGCUCUGGCUUCUAUGAAGACCCCAACUGUACGGGAGGCCCCGAUUCACCCCCCUCCACCUUCUGCGGGGACAGUGGCUUUUCUGGAUCUGGCUCCUAUGGACGCCUGGGUCCCUCUGAACCCCGGGGCAUCUAUGCCAGUGAGAGGCCCAAGUCUUUAGGAGACGCCAGUCCCAGCGCUCCGGAGUCGGUGGGCGCUCGGGCGGCGGUGCCGCGGUCCUUCUCGGCGCCCUACCCGACGGCGGCGGGGUCCGCGGGCCCGGAGGCCUGCUCGUCGGCGGAGCGGCGGGCGCGCGCGGGGCCCUUCCUCACGCCCAGCCCCCUGCACGCGGUGGCGCUGCGCAGCCCGCGACCCUGCGGCCGCGCACCCGCCAACUCGCCCGACGCGGGCGGGCGGGCGCGGCCCCUGGACGGCUACAUCUCGGAGCUUCUGCGCAGGCGCCGCCGCCGGGGGGCGGGCCAGCCCCGACCAGUCCCGGGGCGCGGACGGGGUCCGCGGCGCCAGAACAGCGUGCGCCAGCGGCCGCCAGACGCGUCCCCGCCCCCCGGGGGCGCGCGACCCGCGCGGGAGCCCUCGGUGGAGCGCGCCGGGGGUCGCGCCGCCAGCCCGGCCGCCUUGAGCCGCGCCUGGGCCUCGCAGUGGGAGGCGGAGGCGGCGGCCGAGCCCCCGCGCCGCCCGCGGCCCCCGAGCCCCGACAGCCCGGCCGAGGGCCGCCUGGUGAAGGCGCAGUACAUCCCGGGCGCGCAGGCCGCCACCCGCGGCCUCCCGGGCGCGCCGCGCGCCGCAAAGCGCCCCCCGCUGACCCGCGGCCGCAGCGUGGAGCAGUCGCCACCCCGGGAGCGGGAACGCGAGCGGGAUCGGGACCGUCCCCGGGCCGCCGGCCGCCGCGGACGCCUGACCGAGGCCUCGGGCCGCCGGGGCUCGCCCAGGGCUCGCAAGGCUGCGCGCUCCCAGUCCGAGACCAGCCUGCUGGGCCGCGCCGCCGCCGCCGCUCCUCCCGGGCCCCCCAAGUACCCCACGGCCGAACGGGAAGAGCCGCGGCCGCCGCGGCCCCGCCGAGGCCCGGCGCCCACGCUCGCGGCCCAAGCCGCCGGCUCCUGCCGCCGAUGGCGCUCCACCGCCGAGAUCGACGCCGCCGAUGGCCGCCGCGCCCGGCCCCGCGCCCCCGCCACCCGCGGUCCGGGCGGGCCGUCCCCGUCCGCCCCGCAGCGCCGGCUGCUCUACGCGGGCUGCGCGGGCAGCGACUCCGAGUGCUCGGCGGGGCGCCUGGGGCCGCUCGGCCGCCGCGGGCCCCCCGGUGGUGGUGGCGGCGUGGCUGGCGGCUAUGGCGAGAGCGAGUCCAGCGCCAGCGAGGGCGAGUCGCCCGCCUUCAGCUCCGCCUCCAGCGACUCGGACGGCAGCGGUGGCCUCGUGUGGCCGCAGCAGCUGGUGGCGGCCACCGCGGCCUCCGGGGCUGGGGCGGGGGGAGGGGCCCCCGCGGGCCCCGCCAAAGUCUUCGUGAAGAUCAAGGCUUCCCACGCGCUGAAGAAGAAGAUCCUGCGUUUCCGCUCGGGUUCUCUCAAGGUCAUGACCACAGUGUGA
This is a messenger RNA of Castor canadensis (American beaver), 1920 nucleotides long. It is a transcript of the gene Dact3, whose product is annotated as dishevelled binding antagonist of beta catenin 3. Gene Ontology annotation, biological process: negative regulation of canonical Wnt signaling pathway. Lineage: Eukaryota; Metazoa; Chordata; Mammalia; Rodentia; Castoridae. Gene Ontology annotation, cellular component: cytoplasm. The record is from RefSeq and is a predicted model, not a curated record.